Molecule: messenger RNA, 1275 nt
Organism: Cercopithifilaria johnstoni
Lineage: Eukaryota; Metazoa; Nematoda; Chromadorea; Rhabditida; Onchocercidae
Source: the annotation of a GenBank genome assembly
AUGAGCGAUUACAACGGCCAAAUAAUGGCUCAGCAAUACACGGUGGACAUAAGCCAUUCACCAGCUGGCAUGCAGCGAAUUCAUUCGUCACCUCAACAACCGCGACAAGCACAUAUGAUUCAAUCUGGACAAAUACUUCCCCAGCAACAAAUGAUGAUGCAAGCCAGCCAGCCAAUCCAUAUGCCACCGUGUACAAGUAUGCAGGUACAAAUGGCGUCGAUGGGUCCACCACAAAUGAUCUCGCAACAGGGUGUAGCUAUCAUGAAUCAUCAGGGGCAAAUGCAACAAGCAGGUGCUGCACAAGGUGUUAUGAUGCAGGCGCAACAUCAGAUGAUUGCAACAGGACAAAUAUCGCCGCAGCAGAUGCAAACACAAAUUCUUGUCACAUCAAUGGGUCAGCAGCAGAUGCUUUCAACCAUGGUUACCCAAGUGCAGCAGCAACAGCCAACACCUCAUCAAAUGGCUCCACCAACAGCGCCACAUUUAGGACCACAGCACCAACCACAACAGUCACUACAACAACAACAGCAGCAGACCCAACAACAACAAACUCAACAACAUCGAAUGAUGACUUCGACGCAAAUUUUGCAACAGCAAAGUCAGGGACAACAUUCAUUAAAUGCCCAGCAAAGUAUUGGCCACAGUCCAGGAUUUGCUCAUCCAGGUCAAUCUCAUAUGCAUACUCCGAAUCCAAAUUAUCAGCAGCUUUCUCCACAUCGAUCAACAAUGACACGUUAUCCAACUCCAAGUCCAGAAAAUAUGCAGCACGGAACUCCCCCCAUAUAUCGUUCACCAAUACAACGUUCAGUAAAUGCACCACGUGUUAUUGGGCAAUCUUCUGCAAUACGACAAGCCUUGGGCCAUCUUCCACCUGCUGUAACACCUGUACCUGUACAUUCUGCAGCUGAGUCGCACCCUCUGCCGCCGACUAACAUGAAAUUACUAGAAAAGGAUGCCAUGGAAGCUCUUAUUAAAACAGUGGAUCCUCUGGAAGCAGUGGAAGAUGAUGUUUCUGAUGCGUUAUUGCAGCUGGUUGAAGAAUUCGUUGAUGAUGUGAUUGAACAAACGGCACGUGUUGCUAAGCAUAGGAGUGCGCAGAAAGUUGAAACGAAAGAUGUGCAAUACGUAUUGGAAAGGCGAUAUAAGAUAUUCUUGCCGACUGGUUCCGUUGGUGGCGUCCAAUCAGCUGAUCGUAAUCCGUAUGUAAAAUCUCCGGCAACCGAAGCACAUCGUCAGCGCAUGUCGCUCAUUAAAAAAGGUAUCCAGAAACCGUGA